UUCUUCUUUCUUUGCUCUCCUUCCUUUUUUAAUUAAAAAGAAAAAAGAGAUUCCUCCACCGAUCGCUCUCCCACAAAUCGCUUUUGGCAUGAGUUAAACCAGCAGCGAUGGACACCAAGCAUUUUCUUCCAUUGGACAUGUGUGUGCGUGCGUGUGUAUCCAAUGGCAGCUUUGGCGUUUUUGAUUUCUCCAGCCCAGUCAAUUCCACCUCCUUAAGCUCUCCGACCAGCAGAGGGCCUAUGACUGCACCUUCUCUCCAUCCAUCGAUGGGCACAGGCAUUGGCGGCUCUUUGGGGUCCCCUGGACAGCUCCACUCACCCAUCAGCACCCUCAGCUCACCCAUCAACGGCAUGGGGCCUCCGUUCUCAGUCAUCAGCUCCCCGAUGGGGGCUCACCCCAUGUCUGGACCCUCUACCCCUGGACUUGGAUUUGGAACUGGCAGCCCUCAGCUCAAUUCUCCAAUGAACCCUGUCAGCAGCACAGAAGAUAUCAAGCCCCCGUUGGGGAUCAACGGGGUCCUCAAAGUUCCAGUGCACCCAUCAUCCGCCAUGGCCUCCUUCACCAAGCACAUAUGUGCCAUUUGUGGAGACAGAUCUUCAGGUAAACAUUAUGGGGUGUACAGUUGUGAGGGCUGCAAAGGCUUCUUCAAGAGGACGGUGAGGAAGGACCUGACGUACACCUGCCGGGACAAUAAGGACUGCUUAAUCGACAAGCGGCAGCGGAACCGGUGUCAGUACUGCCGGUACCAAAAGUGUCUUGCAAUGGGCAUGAAGCGGGAAGGGAUGGAGCACCAUCCAUCCCGGCCCACAAGACUCCCUGGAAGGCAGGAAGAACAAGCCGUCCAAGAGGAGAGGCAACGUGGGAAGGACCGCAAUGAGAAUGAGGUCGAAUCCACGAGCAACGCUAAUGAGGACAUGCCCGUGGAGAAGAUUCUAGAAGCUGAACUUGCCGUUGAGCCAAAGACAGAGACAUACAUUGAGGCAAACAUGGGCUUGACCCCCAAUUCGCCCAAUGACCCAGUCACCAACAUCUGCCAAGCGGCAGACAAGCAGCUUUUUACAUUGGUGGAAUGGGCCAAAAGGAUCCCACACUUCUCAGAACUGCCGCUAGACGACCAAGUGAUCUUGCUCAGGGCUGGUUGGAAUGAGUUGCUCAUUGCCUCCUUCUCACACCGGUCCAUAGCUGUGAAAGAUGGGAUCCUCCUUGCCACAGGUCUCCACGUCCAUCGGAACAGUGCUCACAGUGCAGGCGUUGGUGCCAUCUUUGACAGAGUAUUGACAGAACUCGUAUCAAAAAUGAGAGAUAUGCAGAUGGAUAAAACAGAACUGGGGUGUCUCCGAGCCAUUGUCCUCUUCAACCCUGACUCAAAAGGGCUUUCCAAUCCUGCUGAAGUCGAGGCCCUGCGCGAGAAAGUGUAUGCGUCACUCGAGGCCUACUGUAAACAGAAAUACCCUGACCAGCCCGGGAGGUUCGCCAAGCUUUUGCUCCGCCUCCCUGCCCUCCGGUCCAUUGGCCUCAAAUGCCUGGAGCACCUCUUCUUCUUCAAGCUAAUAGGGGACACGCCCAUCGACACCUUCCUGAUGGAGAUGCUGGAGGCUCCCCACCAAAUGACUUAAGGAAGGCAGAGGGGGUUGGUCCCAUUUCUUCUCCUGCCCGGCAGGCUCCCCGAUGCCACCACCACCACCACCGCGCCUCCCCCUUCUACUGCCAACGUGUGCCCCCCGUAUCUCCCUGCAUGUGCGAGAUGCAGCCUACCAUCUUCCUUCUGUGACACCGUUGACCUCAGCCCUUCAGCCGUUUCUCACGCUCUCUCUGUGCGUCUUGGGAUCUGACAAUAGCCGUUUGCUGUUCCUCUCACAGGUGCAGAGGCAAAAAUGGUUGUU
Lacerta agilis (Sand lizard) is the source of this 1883-nucleotide messenger RNA. It is a transcript of the gene RXRA, whose product is annotated as retinoid X receptor alpha. The record is from RefSeq and is a predicted model, not a curated record. Lineage: Eukaryota; Metazoa; Chordata; Lepidosauria; Squamata; Lacertidae. The transcript is spliced from 12 exons. Gene Ontology annotation, molecular function: nuclear receptor activity; retinoic acid-responsive element binding; zinc ion binding. Gene Ontology annotation, biological process: response to retinoic acid; anatomical structure development; retinoic acid receptor signaling pathway. Gene Ontology annotation, cellular component: RNA polymerase II transcription regulator complex; nucleus. The coding region runs from base 108 to 1616 and encodes 502 amino acids.